UAUCAAUCGUAACCGCAGACCGGAGGUGUGGCAACGUGCAACUAUGUGUCCGUCAGACCUUCUUACCUUUCUUGCUUUCUCGUGUGCAAUUGGGCUGAUCGCAUCGCACAGCAAGAGAUCAUCACUAGAGUCAUUACUGAUGGAUCAUGAUCGAAUUCACAAAGACGACGUUACUAUUCUGUCUUCAUACAGUAAUUACCGCAAGCUGCAAUUUAAUACGUUAAACAGGAAAUUUUCUCUCCACGUGAGGCCACACACUGACAUAUUUGCUAGUCACUUUAAAGUUUUCGUUGAAAAAGAAAGCGGCAGCAGAAGUCUGCACACCGACUUUGAUCCCACACAAUUUUACAAAGGAUACGUCGAAGGUGAAUCCGAGUCGCAUGUAGCAGCUCAUGUGGACAACGAAGGCAUCAUCACAGCAACGAUAUCCUUGCCACAUGACACAUACGUGAUCGAGCCUUCAUGGCGGCAUGUUCCUGUGCCUCAUUCAUACCACAUGAUUGCCUAUCGACGUUCAGACAUUAAACUGCAGUUAGGAAAACGUUUUGACAACGGCAGCUACUCAGGCAAGUUCUGCCAGACUGAAGGACACGGUGACGACCACAGCCAAUUUGUGCACUCGGAUUUUUUGCCGUAUAGACAAUCUCUACUUGGGCAUGUCAACGUGGGCAAAAGGCUACGAAGAUCUAUUCCAGUGUUGAAUACGUGUGAAGUGAUUCUUGUUGCCGACUAUAGUUUCUAUAAAUAUUUUGGGAAUAGUGAUGUGUCUGCUACAGUCCAUUACAUGGUUAGCUCAAUGGUUGGUGUGGAUAAUAUUUUUAGAAGAACGCAGUUUUCGGAUGGCUUUGAAGGAAUGGGAAUGAACUUGAAAGAAGUUAUUGUCCAUGAUGCUCCAAACACAACAAACCCUGAUUACUAUAACUACUACAAUGAGAACAUAAUGUGGAAAGUCUCAGCCAAACUUGCUGCAUUUAGUAGUACCAAGAAGUGGCAGGAUGCAUGUCUUGCUCAUUUGUUUACAUAUCAAGAUUUUGAAGAUGGUGUGCUGGGCCUUGCAUAUGUUGCUAGUUCUCAGAGAAGCACAGUUGGAGGAAUAUGCUCACCUUUGUAUCGAGGCUUCAGGUCACUGCGAGUUGGCUUGACCACACCAGUCAACUAUGGGAGAAAUCUUCUAAGAGAAGAAGUGGAUGUCGUCACAGCACACGGUAUACAUAACAUCACAUGUGAUAACCAAUAUCCAGUUUCUAUUACUGAACAACUAAUUUUGUUGCAGAAUUUGGUCACAAUUGGGGAAGCCCACAUGACCCAACGACAAGUUCUGAUUCUAGCAAUUGUAAUGGUGAAACUGAAGAUGGACGAUUUCUUAUGUAUCCUGCUGCUCAAGACGGAACGAAAUAAAUUCUCAACUUGCAGCAAGACGUCAAUAGCUAUGGUACUGGGAUCCAAGUCAUCGAGAUGCUUUAACAGAAAUAUUGGUAAAUUAUGUGGAAACUAUGUUGUUGAAGAAGAUGAAGCUUGCGAUGCUGGUUUCCUUGGUGAUCAAUGCUGUGAUACAAACUGUCAACUCGUCCAAGGAGCAGUUUGUAGUGACGCAAAUGCAAUGUGUUGCUCAAACUGCAAAAUUGCACCAACUUCUAAAAUGUGUCGAAAAGCUGCAGACAACAAUUUAGCCUGUGAAAAUGACACAUAUUGCGGAGGUGAACUAGCAACUUGUCCAGACAAGAUUCCCAAACGAGUAAAUGACUCAUCUUGUGGCACUGGAGGAAUAUGUAAAAAUGGAAAUUGCAUAAAUAUCUGUAAGCAACAUUAUAUGGUCAGCUGUGAGUGUCUAAAGGACGACCAAAAAUGUUUGAUUUGCUGUGCAACAAAUUCCACUAGUUUAUGCUCACCCCUGCAACUCGACACGGCUAAUGGUUCAUCAUCUGUCACUUCUAUGGAAUUAAAAGUUGAUGAUGGAUCCUUUUGCAACAACUUCCAAGGAAUGUGUUUAGCAGGAAAGUGCGAAGAUAUCGUUCAGGAUCCACUGGAACGCUUUUGGGAUGUCAUUACCAAUAUUAGUUUGGAUCGAAUUGCUGAGUGGUUCCGCGACAACAUCGUUGCUGCUGUUCUCAUAUUCUCUCUGAUUAUUUGGGUACCAGCCUCACUUACUAUCUAUUACUUUGACUGUAAACGUAUUAAGAAGAUCAAGGAGGCAGAAAACGAGUAUCGUAAUGUGACAGAUCCUGAAUUACGUGUUCAUCUUCAGUCAACAGCAGUUGACAAGUGGGCUAUCAAACCUAUGAGAAAACCAUCAAAACGAGCCAUUGAUCAAAAGCCGUUGAUCAGCAGCAGCAGAGAAGUAUGAGUGAAGAUGCUGCAUGAAGUCUAACAAAACAAUUGAUUCAAAUAGUUUUGAAUAGAAAUUGUGAUUCUAUUUGGUUAGGAACUGAUUGAACGCUUAAAUGCUAACAAUUCUAGUAUUAAUCUGUAAGAGCACAGCCACUGUUUGUGCACUAUAGAAUGUCUCAGUUGC
Corticium candelabrum is the source of this 2512-nucleotide messenger RNA. Its product is annotated as ADAM 17-like protease. The record is from RefSeq and is a predicted model, not a curated record. Gene Ontology annotation, molecular function: metalloendopeptidase activity. The transcript is spliced from 21 exons. Gene Ontology annotation, biological process: Notch signaling pathway; membrane protein ectodomain proteolysis. Lineage: Eukaryota; Metazoa; Porifera; Homoscleromorpha; Homosclerophorida; Plakinidae. Gene Ontology annotation, cellular component: plasma membrane. Bases 44 to 2344 code for a protein of 766 amino acids.